GCCAAACGAAGAACGAAUAUAGAUGUGAACAAGAAGAAAAAGAAAAUCGGCAAACAAAAGACAACACAUUUGGAAAUUGAUGUUGUAUUGGAGAUAUAGGGAAUUAUUGCCAGAGACUACAAGCCGUGUCACACAGCAAGGGCCAGCCACAACAGUCUGGGCCGAGGAGCGCAGCGGAGCAGCGUAAAAACAGAUUGACAGUCGCAGCGCAAAUUGUAAACGUAGCAGUCAGUCAGUCAUUGAGUGGAAGAGGUAGAAGCAAAGCUAAAAAAUACAUAUAUUUGUGGUGUGAAUGCAAGCAGCGCGAAGUUGCGAAACAACAAUAACUACGACAACGACGACGACGAAUAAGAAGUGGCACAAGACAAUCCGACAGAGUGGUACACAAGAAGUGGAGAGACGUGUUCUUGGGUUCCCGUUGUAGUCCCAAUUUUCCAAACAGACUGCUGUUCUCUCUGUGUAUUGUGCAGCGGCGGUGGCGAAGUAGCCAGCCACAAAAAAGGGGAUCCCACGAUCAUCAUCAUUAUUGUACACUCCCUCUGCUAGACCCCCAACCAAUGUUCGUGUGUCUCACACCUUUCCUCCUGAUCGAGUAAAACGAUUCAAAAUCUACGUUCGUGUGUGCGUCUGUAUGAGUGAGAGUGAGGUGUGUGCUUAGAGUUUUGGUUUUUACUAUCGCUGCUGCUGCUGAUGUUUACGGAAGUUAUAGCCGCUGUCUUGUAGUGGAUCACUGUUUCUAUUAAGGGAAAAGAAGUGUCUUGUUUUGUUGUUUGCAUUUGUUGCUGCAUCACCCGCAAAAGGCGGAAGAGGAAGCCGUAGCUGCCAAUUGUUGCAGCAACCACCAGCACCACCACCAAAGGAGGAGCAGUCAUACUUGUCAAGUCGAGUGCAGCGUUAGACAGACAACACAUUGCCACCGACAUCAUUUUCUGCCCACCAUGUCGUGGACAGAGCAAAAGGUCGAUCCGGAGUUAAUCUUCACAAAACAAGAACGUAUCGGCAAAGGAUCAUUUGGCGAAGUUUUCAAAGGCAUCGAUAAUCGUACUCAACAGGUGGUUGCCAUAAAAAUAAUUGACUUGGAAGAGGCUGAAGAUGAAAUCGAAGACAUACAACAAGAGAUUAUGGUGUUGUCGCAGUGCGACUCACCAUUUGUUACCAAAUACUUUGGCUCCUUUCUCAAAGGAAAACUAUGGAUUAUCAUGGAGUAUUUGGGCGGUGGUUCGGCAUUGGAUCUAAUGAAGGCGGGUUCUUUCGAAGAAAUGCACAUAGCCAUAAUAUUACGUGAAGUUCUCAAAGGUCUGGACUAUUUGCAUUCAGAGAGGAAACUACAUCGUGAUAUUAAAGCUGCCAAUGUUUUGUUGAGCGAAAUGGGCGAUGUAAAGCUGGCUGAUUUCGGUGUUGCCGGUCAGUUGACGAAUACCACAUCAAAGCGCAACACAUUUGUGGGUACACCAUUUUGGAUGGCACCAGAGGUCAUUAAACAGUCCAUGUAUGAUUCCAAAGCUGACAUUUGGUCGCUGGGCAUAACGGCCAUUGAGUUGGCCAAAGGUGAACCGCCCAACUCUGAAUUGCAUCCUAUGCGUGUCUUAUUCCUUAUACCCAAAAACAAUCCGCCACAUGACGGGAAACUAUACGAAAUCUUUAAAGAUUUUGUUGAAGCGUGCCUUAACAAGGAUCCCGAGAAUCGUCCUACUGCAAAGGUACUCAAGUAUCCUUUUAUUAAAAAAGCUAAGAAAAAUUCGUACCUUAUCGAUCUGAUAGACCGUUACAAGAAGUGGAAGCUUCAAAAGGGUGAUGAAAGUGAAACAGAAUCCGAAAAUUCUGAUUCUGAUGACUCCAAACCGGGUUGCAAUAAUGAUGAACCGUGGAUUAUGACUCUAAGGUAA
This is a messenger RNA of Musca domestica (house fly), 1886 nucleotides long. RefSeq names its product serine/threonine-protein kinase 26-like. Gene Ontology annotation, molecular function: ATP binding; protein kinase activity. The record is from RefSeq and is a predicted model, not a curated record. NCBI's taxonomy places the organism in Eukaryota, Metazoa, Arthropoda, Insecta, Diptera, Muscidae. Gene Ontology annotation, biological process: protein phosphorylation.